This is a messenger RNA of Carassius gibelio (silver crucian carp), 1272 nucleotides long. Its product is annotated as inner centromere protein A. The transcript is spliced from 2 exons. The record is from RefSeq and is a predicted model, not a curated record. Bases 482 to 1177 code for a protein of 231 amino acids. NCBI's taxonomy places the organism in Eukaryota, Metazoa, Chordata, Actinopteri, Cypriniformes, Cyprinidae.
UGUCCAACCUGUGAAUCAGCCAUCAAAGAUUCAAGGUAGACAAGUUCAUCUGACACUACAUGAGGUAAGAUGUACAUUAACACUAAGGUACCAAAAGCAAUACUGAACCAGUUCUAAUCAGAAGUGCUUCCCCAAUCAGUUAUUUCAGCUCUAUGUGAACAGAGAAAUAUUUAUGUACCAUCUUUAUGUUCCAUCUCUAACUGUUUUAUUUAUACGUUCACAGUUAAACAGUACUUGGGAAGAGAAUCAGAACAUGAAAAUGGAGGAAUCUGCUUUAAUAACAGGUGGGUGUUGUUAAAGUUCACUUUCUUUGUCUGUUAUAAAUCAUGAAAGAGACAUUAGGGAGACAUUAAAUUUCAUCUGAUAGACUAGACAUCAUUCAUUUCCUUUUUCAGAGCUCGAAGUCAGUUAUGUGAAGGUACUUCACCAAACAAUAUUCAAGGUUUUCAAAAAUCAAGGGAAAAAACUGAAACAAACCGAAAUGCAGUUAAAGGCAUCCAAGAUGGAUUUGGAAAGAGUCUUACAACAACUAGAAACAAUCACAGAAAAAGCUGGUCUCCUUCCAAAUGAAAAACGCAUUGAUUUGAAAGAAUCACACUUUCAGCAAAUAGAAAAACAACUGCUACAAAUAACGAAACACAUCGAAGAUAAACAGAUUCAGUUUGAGGAGAAAGUCACACAACUGGAGAAUAUGAGCAAACAGAUGAGUGAGAAAGAGAAACUACUGGAGCGCAUAAUUAAAGAGAUGGAAACCAGUAAACAACAGCUGGAGACACUGAGACAGGAGCAAAGGAGACAUGAGGAGAUGCUGGAGAAGAAAGAGCAGUUGAGGAUUUCAGAGUUGAAUGAAAAAUCCAAAUGUCUUGAAGAAACAAAAUCUCUUCUAGAAGAGAGAGAGAGAAAGAUUAAAGAACUGGAGAAAGAGAAACAAAGACUGGAUGAAGAACUUCAAGACAAAGACAGACAUCUUAAGGACAUUAAUGCUAAACUGAUGCAAACCGUCAGAGAGGUUGGAAAGAAACAAAAUCAGCUUCAGGGGAAACACACACAACUGGAGAAUAUACACAAAAUGUUAUGUGAGAAAAUGAGACACCCAGAAAACAAAGCAAAAGAGCUGGAAGCCAGUACAUGUCAGUCAAAGGAAAAAGAAACUGAAAGCACAAAUCUGGAGAAAUAAGUGUUCAGAACAGAUUUUUAAAAUAAAUUUUAAGGCAUCAAAACAUCGGGGUAUCUCAAUUUUAAGUACAUGCAUUUGGUGCAGUGUUUUAAAAA